AGUUACGGGGAGGGGGAAGCUGAUUGUGGUGCCGCUCGCGAGACGUGAAGGGGAAGAAGUGGUGCCUGUGGUAACGCCAGGCGCCUCUUGCGGGGUAAAACCCCCUCCUCCCUCCCCUUUUUGCCGCCGGAAUCCCGCGAGAUUCGCCUCGUAGUGACCGGCACCCCCUGCCUGCUCUGCCCUCCCCUCAGUGACACAUUGAACUAACGGAGUGGCGGUGACUGGAGAACUAAAUGUGAGAGGCCGCGGCCGCCUGUGCUGCUGACAGAGACAGGGCGAGGGCUUCCCAUUCGUGAGGGAACAAAAGCAGCUUUUAGAGGAAGAAGUGUCGACUUGUACAACUGCAACUCUCAGCUGCUGCUUCACCCCAUUCAUUCUGCGGCCUUCCCUCAAUUCCACCUCAUGAGGAGGCUCCAUUGGAUUGUCUGAGGAAAACUCCACUCCCCAUUGGAUGGAGAUCUUGUUGUGCCUGUGUCAGAUCUUUGUGUUGCUGCCCAGACUCGAGCACUUGGAUAACUACCCCCAGACACCCCUCUUGUUGUUACAGGGCCUUUCACUUUCCCUUCAUACCCUCUUGAGGGGGGGAAACUGUGGACUUUGUUCUCUGGAAGACUCCAAGUCCUCUCUACACAUGAGCAGGGCCUUCAAGAAACCGCAAACCAUAUUCCCAAAGCCCUGAGAAACUUUAAAAGUUGUGAAGGGAGCAGUAUAUGGAGACCUCGGUCCUCUAUCUUCAGGCUGCUUGACUUCUAUGUAGAGCCGUUUGCUUUACAAUCUCCGCCAAUGAGGGAGACGGAUUUAAAAGGAAAGUUUGUUUUUUUUGUUUAUAUGAAAUAACCGCAAGCAGAAAUUAAUCAUACGGCUAAAGAGAGAUCCGUUGACUUUGUGGGGUAUCCCCUUCCCCGUCCCACCCUCUUUUUUUUUUUUUUUUUAACUAUUUGCUCCUCGGCUGAGCAGCAGAGGAAUGCCAAACCCAGCGCGGCAUGGGAACAAGAAGGACAGCGGUGGGUCAGCUUCUACCAUGCCGGAAAGCAGUGGAAGUGUCAACAACAAAGACCGUCAACGGAUCAGCUCUAAACACAAGAGGCAUAAGGCCAAACACCUCAGGGAAUUGUCUGUCCCAGAGCCGCAAACCUUGAGUACCUUGAAGCUGGUGGAAUAUGAUGACAUCAGCUCCGACUCCGACACUUUCUCCGAUGUUCCAGCCAAGCAAGAAAGGAGGGAAAAUGACGAGAGGCGCCCUUCAGAUAAAAGUGAGAAACUGCAUAAAUCUCGCCACCGGCACCAACACAAACGCCUCAAAGAGACUUCCAGGUCGAAGCAGGUCGAGAAGGAUAGGCAGUUGGAAAAGAGUCAAGAGGUAAUCGUAAACAAGGUACCCAGUACGAAAGACAAGAUCCUUAGCUCGACUAAAAGGACUGCAGAUGAGCAGGAGGAGCAUGGACGCGCAUCUAAGAGCAGUAGUAAAGACUCACGAUCUAAGAUGCAAAAGGACAAAUCACGGAGGGAAAGGGAGAUGAAAUCUGGACACAAGGAGAGGAGCAAAAGUCACAGGAAAAGGGAUUCGUCCAAACGCUACAAAACCUCAGAUAGUCCUAAGCGGAAAGGCCGGAGCCCUCGCAGGAAGUACGGUGGCAGCCCAAAACAGGAUGACAGUCACUCUGAGGGAUCUUGUGGCCAAGACUAUGAUGAUAGCCCUUCACAUUUGCACACUUCUGGUAACUUCAAUGAGACUUCUCGGAAAACUACGGACAGUCCCAGUUACAAGGAGCCUGCAGCUUACCAAAGCAGUGCACGCUCUCCGAGUCCUUAUAAUCGAAAACAGCGUUCUGUGAGCCCCUACAGGAGGAGGUCCUCUAGUUAUGAAAGAGGUAGUGGAUCUUACAGUGGGAGGUCUCCAAGUCCUUAUGUGCGAAGGAGGUCCAGCAGUCCAUUUGUGUCUAGGCAUUCGUUGAGUCGAAGCCCAGUGCCCAGGAAGUCUGCCAAGUCUAGAAGCAGGAGUCCCUUGUAUCCCAGAAAGUCAUCAUCUCGCAGCAAGAAGCAAAAAUCUCAGUCAAGAAGUCGCCAUUCCAGUAUUUCGCCUGCCCGGUUACCGUUAAACUCUAGCCUCGGAGCCGAGCUCAGUCGCAAGAAGAAGGAAAUAGCGGCUGCAGCGGCGGCAGCUGGUAGGGAAUCGAAAGGCAGCCCUUUGGUUUUGAAAAAAGAGAGUGCGGAUUUUAGAGUUGCCUCUACAGUGGACCUCAAAAAGGCAACCAAAGUUCUUAAGAUGGAAAAACCUGUUUCUGCAGAAAUGGUGACUGCAACUAGUUCAGAAACCAAGGCUAUGUCUGCCAAACCAGAGGAGAGCGAGAGGAAAACCCAGGUACAUUCUAAAGAUCCUAAAAUUUCAGGAUUAAAGGACUGCAAACCUGUAGCCAUCAAGGAGGAAGUACUGACGCCGAAAGAAGGAGUGACAGACAAAGAUAAAGAUGUACCGCCUCUUCCUCCUAUAUUGUCACCUCCACCACCUUUACCAACAUCCUCUCCUCCUCCUCCUCCGUCUUCUGUUCCCCCAUUGCCCCCUCUUCCACCAUCUCCAGUUGUCCAGCAACAGCCACCUCCACCCCUACCGCCUCCACCUUCACUAACAUUCCUGCCCCUUCCUACUACAGUGGCUGCCUCUUUGACAUCCUUCCAUCAUGUACGGCAGUCAUCUUUGUCCUCUCAGGCAAACUCCCAGUCCCCAGUUCCUUCACCUGCAAAGCCACAGCUACAUGUAACAGUCCCUCACCUGAAGACAUCAACACUGCCUCCCUUACCACUUCCACCAAUGCUGCUAGGAGAAGAUGACAUCGAAAGCCCUAAGGAGAUCCAUCCUCCCAAAAGUGUUAAGAAGGUAAAAGAUAAGGAUAGACCACGACAUCUCUUAACUGACCUUCCUCUGCCUCCUGAGCUUCUAGGAGGUGAUCCAUCACCUCCAGAAUCACCAGAAAGGAAAGUAGUAGCAUCUCUUCAACCUCCUUUAAAGAAGAGACCAAAAAUCUGUUGCCCCCGUUAUGGUGAGAGAAAACAGACAGAAACUGACUGGGGAAAGAGAUGUGUGGACAAGUUUGACAUUAUCGGGAUUAUUGGAGAAGGAACCUAUGGGCAGGUGUACAAAGCCAAGGACAAGGAUACAGGAGAGCUUGUGGCCUUAAAGAAAGUUCGUCUAGAUAAUGAAAAGGAAGGCUUCCCCAUUACAGCCAUCCGGGAAAUAAAAAUCCUGCGACAGCUCAUCCACAAGAGUGUGGUUAACAUGAAGGAGAUCGUAACGGAUAAACAGGAUGCAUUGGACUUCAAGAAAGACAAAGGUGCCUUUUAUUUGGUAUUUGAAUAUAUGGAUCAUGACCUGAUGGGAUUGCUGGAAUCAGGACUGGUGCAGUUUUCAGAAGACCACAUAAAGUCUUUUAUGAAACAGCUGAUGGAAGGGCUGGAAUAUUGCCACAAAAAGAACUUCCUUCACAGAGAUAUCAAAUGCUCUAAUAUUCUGCUAAACAAUAGUGGUCAGAUCAAGCUAGCUGAUUUUGGACUGGCAAGGCUUUAUAGCUCAGAAGAAAGCCGUCCAUACACCAAUAAAGUGAUUACACUGUGGUACAGACCCCCAGAGCUGCUUUUAGGAGAAGAGCGCUACACUCCUGCCAUAGAUGUGUGGAGCUGUGGGUGCAUCCUUGGGGAACUUUUUACAAAAAAGCCCAUCUUCCAGGCCAAUCAGGAGUUGGCUCAGUUGGAACUGAUUAGCCGACUGUGUGGCAGCCCCUGUCCAGCCGUGUGGCCAGAUGUCAUCAAACUGCCAUACUUCAAUACUAUGAAACCCAAGAAGCAGUACAGGCGGAGGUUACGGGAAGAGUUUUCCUUUGUUCCCACACCUGCUCUGGAUCUGCUGGACCACAUGCUUACACUGGACCCCAGCAAGCGUUGCACUGCAGAGCAGACUCUACAGAGUGAUUUCUUGAAGGAUGUAGAUAUCGGCAAGAUGGCUCCUCCUGACCUCCCCCACUGGCAGGAUUGUCAUGAGCUGUGGAGUAAAAAACGAAGAAGACAAAGACAGAGCGGCAUCAUCCUUGAUGAACCCCCAGCCAUCAAGGCCCCUCGAAAAGAAAGUGUAUCAGUCCCAUGUGGAGAUGCUGUGAAAAAUAGCAGCCCAGCACCACCUCAGCCAGUGAAAACAGAAUCCAGUGUUAGUCACUUAGCGGUUUUAGGGGAUAUCACCCAGCAGCUGAAUCAAAGUGAGCUGGCCGUCCUGCUGAAUCUUCUUCAGAGCCAGACAGACCUCAAUGUUUCCCAGAUAUCUCAGCUGCUAAAUGUACAAGCCAAUGCAGAGAUGCAGCAGCAGCUGGAGGCUCUUAACCAGUCUAUCUCAGCCUUGACUGCUGUUGCAGUUCCUCCCCAAGAGGCGGAGCCACCUAACGAGCCCUCGACCCUGAAUCAAGUGGACCUUCUGGGGGUAGGAACUCAGGGAGAGGUGCAGAAUGUUCUAGCCGUCCUACUGAGCCAACUCCUCAAGCCCCAGGAUGUUGUGGAUGUACCUGGAGAAAGCAACGGAGAGCAGACUGGAGGAAACCCCACAGCACACAUCAGUCUUGAGGAAGAGGAGGAACCAGAUAAACACCAUGUGCAAAAUGAAGAGGAGGAGGAAGACGCAGAUGGUGUCAAACGGAGUAACUCUCCGACAGCUUGUCAUCCACGUAUCCUGCCUCCAGAGAAGAGACCCCCAGAACCUCCCGGGCCCCCUCCUCCCCCGCCGCCCCUUUCCGAAAGUGAAAGCCAAGAUGUGAACCCGGCAGAUGCAGCGGCCCUUCUGCAGCUCUUCUCUAAUCAGGAGGUGAAAGCUGCUUCUGUUAAGGGCAACAGAGAAACGUUGCCGCUGAGAAAUGAGUUGUCUUGCAGGACUUACAGCGCUGAAGGCACAGAGGAAAACUUAAUGGAUGAUAGAGACUCUGGGCAACUGCCAGGGGAAUGUUCACCACAAACUGUACAGAAAAGCAGGACAUUCCCAGGGCAUCUGGUGGAAUCAAGUGGUUACCAGGGAACGGGAUCGGUGCAGUUCCCGGGGGACCAAGACCUCAGGUUCGCCAGGAUCCCUUUAGGGAUUCACUCGGGCGCAGUGCCUCCACCUGGACAACCAGAGGGGAGCAGCAACAGCUCUCACCUCCAUCAAGAAGCCAAAAUCCCAAACUACAGUGAGUUGGGGUCAGGGACCACAGCAGCAGGGACAAACCAGGCUUGGGGUGCCCCUUCUCCGGCUUUCGGCAAGGUAUACAGGGCUCCCGCCCGGGUCCCUCCGAGAGGGGGGCGAGGAAGGGGUGUCCCUUACUGAGACUGCCUCCGAUGAGCUAGGUUCUGUAAUGUUGUCUCAAUGGCAGCUGCAACAGCAUCUAUCUCUCAGGUGUAGCAGAAAGUCUGGCGAAUGGGGCAACCGUGAAAAUUCUGCGGUCUGAGGGGCGAACUGCUCUUCCGACGGCCUCUGCAGCUCACGCGUCUCAUCCAUGAAUCCGUGGGAUGCUGGUGACCUACACUGAGUUUAUCAAUCUACAUGUUCUUCCCACUCUUUCCUUUAGGGCUUGCAAGUCCACCCUCUCUCACUCAUGUGACGGUUAAUGCGAAAUAAAUUAACCACUGAAACUGCCACUUUCCAACCCCAAGUGCUUUUGACUUUGGUGAGGCCCUUUUUGGCGACAGAAGUGAGUUCAUUUGGUCCUGUGAAUUUGAAAUCAAUCCAGAGAAGACACACAGUAAUGCAGCUGGCUGUGUAGAACCUUCUUUCCCAAGCAAAUUCUCUUUCUUUUUUUUUUUUUUUUUUUUGCUGGAAUAUAUAUUAAUCUGUCCCUAAAUAACCAUUCUUUUUUUUUUUUUUUUUCUUUUUUUAUUCUGCUUCACUUCUCCAAUGCAACCUUCCAUCCUAAAUCAAUUUCAGAGCAGAAUAUCCCAAAGGACAGACCAUGAAUAUAUUCUGUCGUUUAUAUAAAUAUAUAUAAAUAUAUAUAUACAUUUUUUUAGGGCGAAAUCAGGCCAAUGCAAAACUGUUAUAUUUUUUUUUCUUUGUUAGUUUUGUUCUUUUUUUUUUUUUCUCGCUGUUCUGGCACCCUGAAAAUUGGACCUUUUUUUUUAAAAGAGAAAAAAGUUGUUGAAGGGCCUAAACAAAUAAACCGGAAUUAAAAAGAAAAGACAAAAACUCAAACUCCUUUGCAAUGUAUUCCGGGGUUUUUUCAAUGUUUACAGAUGAAGGCUUGCGGGAAAUGUGAAAUAAUAAUAAUAGAAGCAUCUGAAUGUU
Molecule: messenger RNA, 6289 nt
Organism: Xenopus laevis (African clawed frog)
Lineage: Eukaryota; Metazoa; Chordata; Amphibia; Anura; Pipidae
Gene: cdk12.S
Product: cyclin-dependent kinase 12 S homeolog
Exons: 14
Coding region: 965-5335 (1456 amino acids)
Biological process (GO): positive regulation of transcription elongation by RNA polymerase II; regulation of cell cycle
Cellular component (GO): nuclear speck; cyclin-dependent protein kinase holoenzyme complex; nucleus
Molecular function (GO): protein kinase activity; nucleotide binding; RNA polymerase II CTD heptapeptide repeat kinase activity
Source: RefSeq, a predicted model, not a curated record